Phragmites australis (common reed) is the source of this 3603-nucleotide messenger RNA. RefSeq lists its product as uncharacterized. NCBI's taxonomy places the organism in Eukaryota, Viridiplantae, Streptophyta, Magnoliopsida, Poales, Poaceae. The record is from RefSeq and is a predicted model, not a curated record. Bases 1 to 3603 code for a protein of 1200 amino acids. The transcript has 5 exons. Gene Ontology annotation, molecular function: zinc ion binding; nucleic acid binding.
AUGGCACAAUUCAACGAGUUGAAGCAAAGCAUGGAAGAGCUAACGAACAAUUUUCAAGCACUUAUGGCCCGUUUGCAGGAUCCACCUCGUGAUAACGCAAAUGGAAGUCAUCAUGAAGAUGAAGUUGAUGAAACGGAAGAAGAAGCUGCUGCUCGACGUGCAAGAGAACAGCGAAGACGUAGAGAGCGAGCUGCUGCAAAUGCAAGAAGACCUCCACUUCCAGGACGUGGAAAUGGUGGUAGAGGUGCUAGUCGUGACCAUGAGAGAGGUCUUGGACUAGAGGAAAGUGGGAGUGAAGAGGAAGAAGACAAUGAGGUUGAUCAGCCCCAUCAUGAUGACCGUCGACGUCACCGCGGGAAUCGUGGGCGUAAUCAGCCCAACGAGGAGAGGUUUGGCAAGUUAAAAUUCACCAUGCCCAAGUUUGAUGGAGGGUCUGAUCCUGAAGCAUAUCUUACAUGGGAGUUGAAGGUGGAUAAAAUUUUUCGCUUGCACAACUAUUCUGAGCAGAAGAAGAUGGCCAUGGCUGCUCUUGAGUUCGAUGGCUAUGCUCUAAUCUGGUGGGAGCAAAUGCUGAAUGAUAGAGAAGAAGCUGGCCAAGGUGAUGUCCGUUCAUGGGCUGAAAUGAAGAGAGAAAUGAGGGCAAGAUUUGUCCCCAAACAUUAUCGUCGUGAUCUUUUUGACAAGCUACAGAAUCUGAAGCAAGGAAGCCUUAGUGUUGAUGAGUAUUAUAAAGAAAUGGAGAAGGCAAUGAUUAGAGCCAAUGUAUAUGAAGAUGAAGAGCAAUCAAUUGCACGUUUUAUGUCAGGGCUGCAUCGUAAUAUUCAGCGUAUUGUUGAAUUUCAGCAGUACCGCAAUCUUAUUGAGUUGGUCCAUCAAGCAAGCAAAGCUGAACGACAGUUGCAGCAGGAUAUGAAGUCCAAUAGAGGAGUAUCUUUCAGCUCGAGAAGUGCCCCAAGUGGAAGCAAAUUCACACCACGAGGUAGUGCAAGUAGAGGUUCAAUUUCCAACUCAAGUGGUGGUGCACGCUCAAGCAAUUUUGGUGCUUCUAGUGGUAAAAAGUUGGCUGCUCCAAAUGAGAGGAACAAAUCGGCAAACUCAUCAUCUACUUCAGUGGGUUCUUCCACCAAGAGUAGUGGGAUUCAAUGCUUCAAGUGUGGUGGUCGUGGUCAUGUUAUAAAGGAGUGUCCAAAUAAUCGGACCAUUAUUGUAAAUGACCAAGGAGAGUAUGAAUCUGCUAGUGAUGAAGAACAUGAAGAGAUUGAAGAGGAAGGUAAUCUGGAGCAGGACAUCUGUGAAUUUGAAACUGGAGCUGCUCUUGUUGUAACUCAAAUUUUGAGUGUGCAAAUGAGUGAAGCUGAAAAUGGACAGCGGCACAAUCUUUUCCAAACCAGAGCCAAGGUUGAAGACAAGGUGUGUAAAGUAAUCAUUGAUGGUGGAAGCUGCCACAAUCUUGCUAGCAAGGAAAUGGUUGAAAAGCUUGGUUUAAAGCUGCUGAAACAUCCUCAUCCUUAUCAUGUGCAAUGGCUAAAUAAUUCAGGUUCAAUUAAGAUUGCACAUAGAGUGAAAAUUCCUUUCAAGAUUGGUGAAUAUAUUAACACCGUGGAGUGUGAUGUGGCACCCAUGACAGUGUGUCAUAUGCUGCUAGGAAGACCAUGGCAAUAUGAUCGGUCCUCUCUACAUUGUGGUCGGACCAAUCAAUACACCAUCAAGUGGAAGGGCAAGGAGUUGAUUCUUAAACCCAUGACACCGCAGCAAAUCCUCACUGAGCACUUACAAAAGAGCUCCAAUGUGAGGAAUGAGAGUGGAAAAGAAGGAGAGAAAAAGAAUUCGAGUGCCCUCCACAAAUCGGUGAGUGAGAGCCACAAGCUAAACAUGAGAGAAAACAAGAAACGAGAGGGAGAGAAUUUAGUGAUGAUGGCCACCAAAUCUGAAAUGAGAGAUGUGAGGAAAAAUCCAGACCAAGUAUUGAUCAUACUUGUGUGCAAGGACACAUUGCUUUCAGCUAACGACUUAACAUCUGUCCCUAGUGUUGUUGCACGUGUGUUACAGGAAUAUGAAGAUGUUUUUCCAGAGGAGACACCUGCUGGACUUCCUCCCUUGCGAGUACAAGCACUUUUAGAUAAAGGUUAUGUGCGUGAAAGUUUAAGUCCUUGUGCUGUACCUGUGAUUUUGGUGCCAAAGAAAGAUGGUUCCUGGAGGAUGUGUGUGGACUGUAGAGCCAUAAAUAACAUCACUGUUCGAUAUCGUCAUCCUAUUCCUAGGCUAGAUGAUAUGUUAGAUGAAUUGAGUGGAUCUAUGAUAUUUUCUAAAAUUGAUUUAAGAAGUGGUUACCAUCAAAUUAGAAUGAAACUUGGAGAUGAAUGGAAAACUGCUUUCAAAACAAAGUUUGGGUUGUAUGAGUGGUUAGUUAUGCCUUUCGGAUUGACUAAUGCACCUAGUACAUUCAUGAGAUUAAUGAACCAUGUCUUGCGAGCAUUCAUUGGAAAAUUUGUUGUUGUUUACUUUGAUGAUAUCCUAAUUUACAGCAAGACAUUGGAGGAACAUGUUGCUCAUAUUCAGCAAGUUUUGGAUGUGCUAAGAAAGGAAAAAUUAUUUACUAACCUUGAGAAGUGCACAUUUUGUACAGAUCAAGUUGUGUUUCUUGGUUUUGUAGUUUCAGGUUCAGGAAUUCAAGUUGAUGAAUCAAAGGUGAAAGCAAUCAAGGAUUGGCCGACUCCUGAAAAUGUAAGUCAGAAAGGUGUUGCCUUCCAAUGGGGUGAACCACAAGAGAAAGCUUUCCAAGAAUUGAAGAAAAGAUUAUCCGAAGCCCCCUUGCUUGUGUUGCCGGAUUUCACUAAAACCUUUGAGGUUGAAUGUGAUGCAAGUGGGAUUGGGAUUGGAGGCGUUCUCAUGCAAAACGGACAGCCCGUUGCAUACUUCAGUGAGAAGUUGGGAGGAGCACAACUGAACUAUUCGGUAUAUGACAAGGAGUUGUAUGCUUUGGUAAGAGCACUUGAGACUUGGCAACAUUACAUAUGGCCAAAAGAAUUUGUUAUUCAUUCAGAUCAUGAGGCUUUGAAGUAUUUAAAGGGCCAAGCAAAACUGAACCGUAGACAUGCCAAAUGGGUUGAAUUCAUAGAAACUUUUCCAUAUGUUGUGAAAUACAAGAAAGGUAAAGAAAACAUUGAAACACAUUCAGGUGGUCUGAUGGUACACUCUACAACUAAUAUGUGUCCCUUUGAAGUUGUAUAUGGUUUCAAACCACUCGCUCCUGUCGAUUUGUUGCCUCUACCAUUGCAGGAAAGGAGUAACAUGGAAGCAUCCAAGCGCGCGUCUUAUGUCAAGAAGAUUCAUGAGAAGACUAAAGAAGCAAUAGCGAAAAGGUCUAAGUACUAUGCUGCAUGGGCAAACAAGCAUCGCAAGAAGGUGACAUUUGAGCCUGGAGAUUUAGUGUGGGUACACCUUCGCAAAGACCGCUUUCCAGAGAAGCGCAAAUCCAAAUUGAUGCCACGAGGAGAUGGUCCAUUCAGAGUGCUGUCCAAGAUCAAUGAUAAUUCUUAUAAGAUUGAGCUCCCUGAAGAUUAUGGUGUUAGCAGAUCCUUCAAUGUUUACCAAGGAGGAUGA